CCAUCGUCUGUUGAAUCUAACUACAGCCUUUCAAGUUUCAAGAAAAUCCAAUAAGAGAAAAAGAAAAAAACAAUACUGAUAUUUAUAGUCAAUUUCAUAUAAUUGUCAAUAAUUCAACUGGGAAAAAAAAAUCAAAAAUAGGAAAUUUCCAGGAAGUUGAUGAUAUUGAAUCUUCUGGUAGAAAUCCCCAAGUAAGCGGCUGGAAAUGGACUCCAAGUCACUGAGAUUCAUCAACCACCAGUCCUUGUUCGCGGCGGCGCAAUCCGGGGACGUCCAAGCGCUCCGGGAACUCCUCGCGCCGCCGCCGCCGAGCAAUAAUGGCUCCGGCGGGUCCGAACCCGACCCGAAUUCGCUCCUGGCGCUGCAGAACGACGCGGGGAAGACGGCACUGUACGUCGCGGCGGAGAACAACUGCGUGGAGGCGAUCAGGUUCCUCGUCGGGCUCUGCGACUUGCAGACGGCGAAGAUCAGGUGCAGAGGCGACUCCGACGCCUUCUCCGUCGCCGCCGCGCGCGGCCACCUGGGGAUAAUCAAGGAGCUUACAUCCAAGUGGCCGGAGCUCUGCAAAAUAUGCAACUCCUCAAACACGAGUCCUCUCUACUUAGCCGCCGCGCAAGGCCAUGUGGAAGUGGUGAGUGCCAUUCUGGACGCCGACGCGAGCUCGGCGAAGACCGUGAGGAAGAACGGGAAAACCGCACUGCACAAUGCGGCGAGGUACGGUCUGAUGCCUGUCGUGAAGACGCUGAUCGAGAGGGACCCGGAGAUCGUCUCCGUCAAGGACAAGAAAGGGCAGACCGCCCUCCACAUGGCGGUCAAGGGCCAUGACAGUUCGGUGAUAGAGGAGUUAUUGGAUGCCAAUCAUUCCAUACUGAACGAACGCGACAAGAAGGGCAAUACUGCUUUGCACAUUGCCACCAGAAAAGCCCGGCCACAGAUUGUGAAUGUCCUGUUGACUUACACAUCGAUUAAUGUCAACGCAUUCAACAAUCAAAACGAGACGGCGAUGGAUUUGGCAGACAAACUCCAGUACGGAGACUCAUCUCUGUCAAUCAAGGACUCUCUAAUGGACGCCGGCGCGAAGAACGCCAGGUUCAUCGGUCAGGUGGAUGAAGCUAUGGAGCUGAAGAGGACGGUGAGCGACAUAAAGCACGAAGUGCAGUCCCAAGUCAUACAAAACGAGAAAACCCGUAGGCGGGUUUCGGGGAUUGCAAAAGAGCUCAAGAAGAUACACCGAGAGGCGGUCCAGAACACGGUCAACUCUGUGACCCUCGUGGCAGUCUUGUUCGCUUCCAUUGCUUUCUUGGCCAUCUUCAACUUGCCGGGGCAAUACACGGACUCGGGGGAGGCGCGGGUGGCGGAAACCGCCGCGUUCCGCAUCUUUUGCCUCCUCAACGCCACUUCACUGUUCAUUUCCCUGUCUGUCGUCGUUGUCCAGAUAACGCUCGUCGCGUGGGACACACGGGCCCAGAAGAAGGUGGUCUCGGUGGUGAACAAGAUGAUGUGGGCCGCGGGGGUGAGCACGUGUGGCGCGUUUCUGGCGAUCGGGUUCGUCGUCGUCGGGAAGAAAGUCAAGUGGAUGGCCAUCACUAUUACCGGCCUCGGCGUGCCCAUCCUCAUCGGGACAUUGAUCGGUUUGUGCUACGUUAUCCUCCGGCCCCACUUUGGCGGCGGGGACUCUCAGAGGCGGAUCAAACGCGGGAGCGGGAGCAAAUCGUUCUCCUUGUCGUUCUCCUUCAACUUUUCCGAUUUAGACGACUAUAACUCCGACGAGAAGAUCUAUGCUCUGUGAAUUGGACAACUGUUGUGUCGUUUUUUCUGUGAAUGUCUGUGAGAAGGGUAUUUUCUUAUGCCAUUGUCCAAAGCUUUAGGUGCUUUUUUGUUCUUCAUUUUUUUACUCUUGCAUUGUUCAUGAAGAUGUAAUUUGUGUGUUUUAGUGGCAUGGAGAGAUUGGACUAUUGGUAGAUAUAUGUAGGGCUGUACAUAAAGAGUGUAUUAUUAACUUUGUUUUAGUGAAGUCUUUAAAACU
This is a messenger RNA of Cuscuta campestris, 2026 nucleotides long. NCBI's taxonomy places the organism in Eukaryota, Viridiplantae, Streptophyta, Magnoliopsida, Solanales, Convolvulaceae. The record is from the annotation of a GenBank genome assembly.